CUAAAAAAAAAAAGAAAAAACUCUCAAAAUCGAUUUUUUUUUUUGAGACAGUCUCACUCUGUCACCCAGGCUGGAGUGCAGUGUUCUUGGCUCGAUGCAACCUCCACCUCCCAGGUUCAGGCGAUUCUCCCACCUCAGCCUCCUGAGUAGCUGGGAUUACAGGCACCCACCAUCAUGCCCGGCUAAUUUUUGUAUUUUUAGUAGAGACGGGAUUUCACCAUGUUGGCCAGGCUGGUCUUGAACUCCUGACCUCAGGUGAUUCGCUCGCCUUGGCCUCCCAAAGUGCUGAGAUUACAGGCAUGAGCCACCGCGCCCAGCCUUCAAAAUGCUUUUUCUAUUCUCUCACUCAACAACAACACAGAAGAUGGCUGUGACCAAAUGCAUGGGGGCUUUCCCACACACACCAGGCAAGCAGUUCUGCAGCCGACACCAGCUGGGUGCCCUCCAAAAUUCAAUUCUGGCACUAUCUACCUGGAGAUAGUGUCAGAUCCCACAGGCUGAGGGCUCAGUCCCCCGUUCUGUCCCCCAUUCAGACACCAGUUCCAACUCCAGGCCUCUGGAGCUUCUGGCCUACUGGCUUCAAGAUGAGGUUCCCACAACCCCCUCUUUGAGUUCAACUAAUUUGCUAGAGUGGUUCGCAGAGCUCAGAGAAACGUUUACCAGUUUAUUAUAAAGGAUGUUACAAAGGAUACAGAUGAAGAGAUGUGUAGGGCAAGGUAUGGGGAAUGGGCUCGGAGCUUCCAUGCCCUCCAUGGAUGCAUCACCGUCCAGGAACCUCCACGUGUUCAGCUAUCCAGAAGCUCUCUGAACCCUGCCCUUUUGAGUUUCUGUGGAUAAUUCAUUACAUAGGCAUGAUUCAUUAAGCCAUUGGCCAUUGGCGAACAACUUACCCUCCAACCUGUCUGCCCUCCCUUGGCUGGGGAUGGGGGGUGGGGGGAGGCUGAAAUCCUGCCUUGGUCUCUCUGGUAACCAGCCCCUGUCCUGAAGCUACCCUAGGGGCUGCCAGCCAUCAGUCAAUCAUUAGCACACAAGAAGACAUCAUUUUGGGGAUUCUAAGAUUUUAGAAAUUGUACUCCAGGAAACGAGGUCAAAGACCAAAUAUAUAUUUCACAAUAUUACAUCCCUCCUACAGAAGGCCAAAUUUGCAUUUGCAUCCCUACAACUUCCAGAGGUAAGAGGGAGCCGUUAAUGGUGUGGUGAUGUAACCGCCCAAAGGGUUCACUUUGCCCAAGCCUAGACAGAGCCGAUUGCUCAAGACAGGGGAAUUGCAAUAAAGAGUAGUUAACGCAGAGCUGGCUGUGCAGGAGACCAGGGUUUUACUAUCACUCAAAUCAGUCUCCCUAAGCAUUCAGGGAGCAGAGUUUUUAAGGACAACUUGGUGGAUGGCGGGGAAGCCAGUGAGCCAGGAGUGCUGAUUGGUCAGGACUGAAAUAAUAGGGAGUCGAAGCUGUCUCCUUGCCUUGAGUCAGUUCCUAGGUGGGGGCCACAAGUCCCAACGAGCCAAUUUAUGGAUCUGGGUGGUGCCAGCUGAUCUAUCAAGUGCAGGGUCUGCAAAGCAUCUCAAGCACUGAUCUUAGGAGCAGAUUAGAGGGGGUCAGAAUCUUGUAACCUCCAGCUGCAUGACUCCUAAACCAAAAUUUCUAAUCUUGUGGCCAAUGUUAGUCCAUCCUACAAAGGCAAUCUAGUCCUCAGGCAAGAAGGAGGUCUGCUUUGAGAAAGGGCUGUUAUUGUCUUUGUUUUAGACUAUAAACUAAAAACGAAGUUUCUCCCAAGGUUAGUUCAGCCUACACUCAGGAAUGAAGAAGGACAACUUGGAGGUUAGAAGCAAGAUGGAACUGAUUAAGCUAGAUCUCUUUCACUGUUUCACUCAUAAUUUUGCAAAGGUGGUUUCAGUGACAUCCCAGGUCUUCAGAGCCUUCAUGAGAAAAGAGAACCAAGGAAAACUGUGCACGCAGGCCACCUUGUGGCACACCUACUCCAGCCACUCCAUGCUAUCUGCACCCCUCCCAGAACACACGUCUCACUGGGUCUACACCCAACGGCUGUUCAUUUUCCACACUCUGCCUUUGACCCCAGCUGGUAUGGACGGGCCCUGGGUUUCUGACCAGCCAGAUUCAACAUUUUGGUUCUCAGUCCUGCUUUCUCCGGAAAUUCGUCUGGCUGGGGCUUUUGCUUAGUAAAGGAACCCUGGACCCCACCUAGGUCUGGGAACUGGAGAUCGGUGGCACCAGAACUUUCAGUUUCCUUUGUGGGUGUCUUUGAUCUGGCCAAGCCCUGGGAGAGAGACAGAACAUUCUAACCCUCGUUUUUAGAAAUAUUUUUAUUUUGCACGAGAGCCAUGUACAGGAAGACAAUCUAAUCCCCCUUUGACAGAUGCAGAAACCGAAACUUAGACAACAGAAGAUGUUUGGGCCAAGUCCCUGGCUGAGUAGUAGUAGGGCUGAGAGGGGAUUCAGACUUAGGAGACUGAGGAGGCGGGCUGCUGGGGGAAUGGAGGUGCCUGGGGCAGGCCCUGGCCACUCCAGCUUCCCUGGGAGCUGCACUCAGCCCCCUCCAUCCUUCACCUGUUCCAGGACCUGCCUGAAGCCCCACCAUCCGUGGCCUUCACUCAGAAGAGAACCCCUAGACACCAGGAGGAAAGUCAGGGCCCAAGAAACCCACUAAGCUGUCAGGACAGGGUGUGGAGCCGGGCACCUGUGACGUGGACCUGUGUUUCUGUGGGGUGAUUAGAGAGGCUGCAUCAGCUCUGGGUGUGUGGGCCCCUUCGUGCUACUAUGGAUCUGGGACCUUGUUCUCUACCUUGUUCUCUAUGCGUGUUGUGUGGUUUGGGUUGAAUUGAGUGUCCGUGGAGCUGUGUCUGCAGGGGGUCGGGCUUGGUCUCCACAGCACCCUGGGGAGUUCUGGGAGGAGAAGUUGGAGAGAAAAGUGCUGGGGAGUUGCAGAGGCUUCAAACUGGUCCAGCAACUUUGGAAAUUGGGAGCAGUAGCCAAGAGGGAGAGGAGACGACAGGCGGACAGAGGAACAGUGUGGACGCCGGCAGGCAGGUGGACUCAGUGCUGUGGCAUAAAGCUGCUGCCCAGCUGGAGAGCGGUGCUGCCCCUUGGCCCUUCGGGCAGGGCCUGGCCAUGGGCACAGCGACCCAGAAGUAGGUGGGCUCUAGAGUGCUGGGGCUGGGGCAGCCCAGAGGGGAACAGAAUGGGGACCUCAGGCCCAGCCCUCACCAGCUGAGGAGCCUGAGCUCUUAGGGCCCCUCCGCAUGUCCCCCUCUGCCAUCCUCAGGCCCUAGGGCCAGGCUGGGCUGGGCCUGCCAGGAGGGGGGAAAGGCUGGACACAGGACUGCCUUCCUGGGCUGGGUGAUGGGCACUCACACAGGGCUUGGUGCAUAGAAAGGCCCCACGCUCCGUCUAAUGCUCUUGCUAUCUUUAAAUUCUUUAUACUUUUGGAAUAAAGGCCUCACAUUCUCACUUUGCACUGGGUCCCAGAAAUUAUGUGGCUGGGAGGGGAAAGGGAUCUGUGUCCUGACAGCUAGGCAGCUCCGCCUGCAGAGGCCCAUCUGCUGCCUGCCUCAGGGACCCUGAGGGGUGCAGGGUGGUGGGGGCAAGGCAGCUCAGACCAACCUGAAUUUUAGGAUUGGUUUCUGCAAACCUGCUAUCUGCAUGGCUUGGGUCAAAUCACAUCUACUGAAUCUGUUUCCUUCGCUGUUAAAGGGGUUAAUACCGCCCAGCACAGGGGUUACUUGGGACAGUGCAGAUCCAUGUUUCUUGGCACAAGGCCAAGGCCAUUCCUCAAUGACGAGAAUGACUAUGAUGAUGAUGAUAAUGAUGAACUGGUUAUUAAUCAGUGGGGAAGGGCCUCAUACAGGGGGUUACAUAAUAAGUGCCUGUUUCCACUCCCUCUUUCUCCGCUCACCUGGGGCUUGGUAAACUUCUGGUCCUCACCCCCUCGACUCUGGCCCUCUCUUGGGAAACAAGAACAGGUCCGGCGCCCAGGCGCAGAUGUGGGCAGGGAAGGGCACAUGUGGCAGAGGCUUGGGUGGCUUUUAUUGUCCUAGUGAGAGUUAAUACAUUACCUCUGCCCGGGGCCCCCUUUCGCAAUCCAGAGCUGGGCAUCUGGUUACAGAUUUACUUCAAACAAUGCCUGAUAUGUGGAGUAAAGUCCUCCUCCUUGGCCUUCGUAAAGUCAUCCCCUCUUCUCCUCAGGAACCGCUCAAACCUGUGCCCCAAAGAUGAGGGCCCAGGAGGACCCCGAGGGCCGGACACAGCAUGAAUCCACCAGGGACCCCCCGACCCCGCUACCCACAGAGCCUAAGUUUGACAUGUUGUACAAGAUCGAGGACGUGCCGCCUUGGUACCUGUGCAUCCUGCUGGGCUUCCAGCACUACCUGACAUGCUUCAGUGGUACCAUCGCCGUGCCCUUCCUGCUGGCUGAGGCGCUGUGUGUGGGCCACGACCAGCACAUGGUUAGUCAGCUCAUCGGCACCAUCUUCACGUGCGUGGGCAUCACCACUCUCAUCCAGACCACCCUGGGCAUCCGGCUGCCGCUGUUCCAGGCCAGUGCCUUUGCAUUUCUGGUUCCAGCCAAAGCCAUACUGGCUCUGGAGAGAUGGAAAUGCCCCCCAGAAGAGGAGAUCUACGGUAACUGGAGUCUGCCCCUGAACACCUCUCAUAUCUGGCACCCACGGAUACGGGAGGUGGGUUUGCAUGUCCAAGGUGCAAUCAUGGUGUCCAGCGUGGUGGAGGUGGUGAUUGGCCUGCUGGGGCUGCCUGGGGCCCUGCUCAACUACAUUGGGCCUCUCACAGUCACCCCCACUGUCUCCCUCAUUGGCCUUUCUGUCUUCCAAGCUGCUGGCGACCGAGCUGGCUCCCACUGGGGCAUCUCAGCUUGCUCCAUUCUCCUGAUCAUCCUCUUCUCCCAGUACCUGCGCAACCUCACCUUCCUGCUGCCUGUCUACCGCUGGGGCAAGGGCCUCACUCUCCUCCGCAUCCAGAUCUUCAAAAUGUUUCCUAUCGUGCUGGCCAUCAUGACCGUGUGGCUGCUCUGCUACGUCCUGACCUUGACAGACGUGCUGCCCGCAGACCCAAAAGCCUAUGGCUUCCAGGCACGAACCGAUGCCCGUGGUGACAUCAUGGCUAUCGCACCCUGGAUCCGCAUCCCCUACCCCUGUCAGUGGGGCCUGCCCACAGUGACUGCGGCUGCCGUCCUGGGAAUGUUCAGCGCCACUCUGGCAGGCAUCAUUGAGUCCAUCGGAGAUUACUACGCCUGUGCCCGCCUGGCUGGUGCACCACCCCCUCCAGUACAUGCUAUCAACAGGGGCAUCUUCACCGAAGGCAUUUGCUGCAUCAUCGCGGGGCUAUUGGGCACGGGCAACGGGUCCACCUCGUCCAGUCCCAACAUUGGCGUCCUGGGAAUUACCAAGGUGGGCAGCCGGCGCGUGGUGCAGUAUGGUGCGGCUAUCAUGCUGGUCCUGGGCACCAUCGGCAAGUUCACGGCCCUCUUCGCCUCGCUGCCUGACCCCAUCCUCGGGGGCAUGUUCUGCACUCUCUUUGGCAUGAUUACAGCUGUGGGGCUGUCCAACCUGCAAUUUGUGGACAUGAACUCCUCUCGCAACCUCUUCGUGCUGGGAUUUUCCAUGUUCUUCGGGCUCACGCUGCCCAAUUACCUGGAGUCCAAUCCUGGCGCCAUCAAUACAGGCAUUCUUGAAGUGGAUCAGAUUCUGACUGUGCUGCUGACCACGGAGAUGUUUGUGGGCGGGUGCCUUGCUUUCAUACUUGACAACACAGUGCCAGGGAGCCCAGAGGAGCGUGGUCUGAUACAGUGGAAAGCUGGGGCUCAUGCCAACAGUGACAUGUCUUCCAGCCUCAAGAGCUACGACUUCCCCAUUGGGAUGGGCAUAGUAAAAAGAAUUGCCUUUCUGAAAUACAUUCCUAUCUGCCCAGUCUUCAAAGGAUUUUCUUUAAGUUCAAAAGAUCAGAUUGCAAUUCCAGAAGACACUCCAGAAAAUACAGAAACUGCAUCUGUGUGCACCAAGGUCUGAAAAAUGACUUCCAGGAAAGGAAGCAUGGUAUAUAACAGGAAAAGAAAACUACAUGGGGAACCAGAAGACCUAAGUCUGAAAUCCCAGCCCUGCCCCUAACUAACUUCUAUGUAAACUCAGAUAAGUCACCUUUCUCUGGGAUUCAAAUUUUUGUAUCAGUUAAAAAAAAAGGUGGGGGGCGGGGGGGGGGGACGGAUGGGCCAAAGUCUGAGUCUUAGAGACUUGUACCAAUGUUAUGCUAUGUCUCUAAAUCUUUACUCUCCUAAGUAGACUUGUCAGCAUCUAGGAAGAACAGCUAGAAAUUUUCCUCUGUGAUAUUUUGGACUGCAAGUUGAUAAAAAUAAAAAGAAAUGAGGGCAGGUUCCAGGGCCUGAAAUGUAGGUAUGCUGGAAGGCUUUUACAUUGAAUUUGACCCUACAUCACUUCAAGACUAAUGCAUAAUAUUAAACAUCAUGUUGAAGAAAUAAUUUUAGUUUCGUAAUUUAUACAUAGCAGUUUCUUUGGACAGGAUAUAUUCUCCCUUCCCCCAAGGGAAAUAAUGUAUCUACAUUUUAAAAGUGUGAAGUUUAAGAAAAAAAAGCAGCAUUCCUUUUCUCUUUUUUUGAGACAUGGACUCGCUCUGUUGCUUAGACUGGAGGGCAGCGGCACAAUCACAGCUCACUGCAGCAUCGGCCUCCUGGGCUCAAGUGAUCCUCUGGCCUCUGCCUCCCGAGUACCUGGGACCACAGGCCUGUGCCACCACACCCAGCUAACUUAAACUUUUUGUAGAAACAGGGUCUCCCUUUGUUGCCCAGGCUGGUCUCAAACUCCUGGGCCAAAGUGAUCCUCCCACUUUGGCCUCCCAAAGUGCUGGGAUUACAGGCAUGAGCCACCACAUCCAGGCACAGUGUUCUUAAAUGAACAAUUUUCUGGGAACGACAGAAGAAUAAGAAUGAAACAAAGUAAUAUCAAAUAGACUGAGAAGAACAAACCAGCUUCUGUACUAUGGAAUUAUACUGGGUCCAGAUUAAAGUUAUACAUUAUGCUCAGCCAAGAGUAUUACUCUGCAGGGCAACUGGGAUUAUUUACGGUGACUAAUGUAGCCGUAAGUAAUCAUAACCCCCCCCCCGCCCCCAGACUAUUCAGAUCAUACAGCUGCUCAAAUGGGUUACCAUCACUUACUGCAACAAAGGCUAUACCACAAUGUAAACUUCAGUGCUCUCUACACCAUCCUUUAGAAGAAUGGUUUCCAAAUGACCGACUCAGGCAAGUUGGCUGUAUAAUAAAUCCUCUGUAGUACUUUUAAAAAAUUAACAUGCCCAGACAACUUAGCAUGUUGGGAUGUAACUAAAGAACUGAUUUUUGUAUUUAAUGCUUCAUAGGUAAUUAUGGUGUACAGAUUAGUUCAGUGGACCCAGCCAGUUCUCACUCUAGUGCUGAUGUUUAGUUAUCACAAUUCCCCCCA
Messenger RNA from Pongo pygmaeus (Bornean orangutan), 7478 nucleotides. RefSeq names its product solute carrier family 23 member 1 (gene SLC23A1). NCBI's taxonomy places the organism in Eukaryota, Metazoa, Chordata, Mammalia, Primates, Hominidae. Gene Ontology annotation, biological process: transmembrane transport. Gene Ontology annotation, molecular function: transmembrane transporter activity. The transcript has 15 exons. The record is from RefSeq and is a predicted model, not a curated record. The coding region runs from base 4226 to 6034 and encodes 602 amino acids. Gene Ontology annotation, cellular component: membrane.